CGAUCACAAAGUUCACAAACACGCUGCAGACGAAAAGCUAUCUUCUUCUUCACUCACUCUCUCUCGGAGAAGAAUGCCCUAAAAACCCACCGCGAAAGAAGAAGAAGAUGGAUCGUAAGGGAAAGGGAAAACAAAUCGCCGGAAGUGGAUCGUCUUCCGCCGGAAAGAAACGGAAAGGAGGAGUCGAGUUUAGGGACGAAGGCUUGAGGAUCAACAGCAAACGAAAAAAACCAGGAGUUCUCCAGUUCUUCGAGGAAUCCGCCGAGGUCGGUUACUAUGGAGGUAGCUCCGACGAAGACUGCGACGUCAAUGAUCUCUUUAACGAUAUGGAAGAUGAACCUGAGCUGGAGACAAGUGGAAAGGAUGACAAGGCGGGAAAGGGCAGCUCUUCCUUUGUGUUUCCUAAAGAGGAGGAUAUGAAUGAGGAUGAUUUUGAUAGAAUGAUGGAAGAAAGAUACAAACCUGGCUCUGGGUUUGUUAGAUAUGCAGCUGAUGAUGUUAAAAGCUCCAUCGAGAUGGAUGCUCUUGUUCCUACGGCCCAUGAUCCUCCCAUUUGGAAAAUAAAGUGUGCGAUUGGACGGGAGAAGCAUUCAGUCUUCUGUCUCAUGCACAAGUUUGUGGAGCUGCGGAAGAUAGGCACUAAGCUACGGAUCUUGUCGGUGUUUUUUGUGGAGCAUAUCAAGGGGUUUAUCUUCAUAGAAGCUGACAAGGAGCAGGAUGUUCUUGAGGCAUGCCUGAGUUUAAACGGCAUUUAUGCCACUCGGAUGGUGCUACUUCCUAAAUCUGAAGCUCCACAUCUUCUUACUGUACAAAGAAAAACCAAAACCUUCUCUGAGGGAACAUGGGCUCGUAUUAAGAGUGGUAAAUACAAAGGAGAUCUUGCUCAGGUUGUGGCUGUGAGCGACACUCGGGGAAAAGCCCUGAUAAAGUUGAUUCCAAGGAUUGAUAUAGCGGCACUUACCCAAAAAUAUGGUGGAGGAGUUGCUGUCCAGAAAGGCCUGAACCCAGCUCCAAGAUUGAUCAGUUCAAGCGAGCUUGAGGAGUUCAGACCUAUCAUUCAAGUGAGGCGUGAUCGUGAUACUGGAAUGACUUUUGAGCACCUUGAUAGCCUGAUGCUGAAAGAUGGCUUCCUGUAUAAAAAAGUAUCCUUGGAUUCACUCACUUCCUGUGGGGUUAAACCAUCAAAGGAGGAGAUGCUAAAAUUUACUCCUUUAGAAGAGAAGGAAACUGGUGACGUGGAGUGGAUUUCCGAAAUUUAUGGUGAAGAAAAGAAGAAGAAAAGCAUUCCAACUGGCAAAGGGGGUGGGAAAGGAGAAGGAUCAGGGGGUGGGAAAGGAGAAGGGUCAGGGCUUGAAAAAGGAGAAGGAUCAUCAGAAUCCAAUUCAGAAAGUAGCCAUGAUUUAUAUAAUCUAGUUUGUUUCAGUCGGAAAGAUUUCGGUCUGAUAGUGGCAGUGGAUGACAAAGGCGACGGUUACAAGGUUCUGAAAGAAGGUUCUGAUGGACCCGUUGUAGUCAGUGUUGGAAAAAAGGAAUUGCAAGAGGGACCAUUCGAUUCAAAAUUUUCUGCCCUGGAUCUGAAUAACAAACAAGUUUCGAUCAGUGAUGUUGUGAAGAUUACCAAAGGCCCAUCUGAGGGUAAACAAGGAGUUGUAAGGCAAGUGUACAGAGGGAUCAUAUUUUUUUAUGUUGAGGGUGAGGAAGAAAAUGGAGGAUAUUUGUGUUGCAAAUCACAGUCGUGUGAGAAAGUUAAGCUUUUUACUGAAGAGUCCAAUGACAAGACUGGUGGAUUUGACGCUUCUGCUUUUGGAGAUUCUGCAUCCUCUCCGAAAUCUCCUCUAUCUCCUGAAAAAGAGUGGCAGCCACCCAAGGAGAAAUACAUUAACUCCAACCAAGGAGACAAAGGUAGCAUGUAUUCUAUAGGCCAAAAGCUGAGGAUACGUGUUGGUCCACUGAAGGGGUAUCUCUGCCGGGUAAUAGGGUUGCGUUAUUCUGAUAUCACAGUGAAGCUUGAUUCUCAGCAUAAAAUCUUCACAGUUAAAAGUGAGCAUCUUGCUGAGGUUCGGGACAGAAAUGCUGUGCCAAGUACGAGUGUGGAUGCUGGGAUGGGUUCCUUUAAACAAUUUGACAUGCUUGGAACAGAAGGCAACAAUGGAGACUGGGCAAAAGGAACAGGCACGUCAGAGGAUAACACUUCAACGUGGGGCAAUACAGCAGCUGAGAACAAACCUGACUCUUCUGGUGAUCAGUCCGGUGGUUGGAAUUCCUGGGGUAAACCAGCUGCUCCUGAAGCUAGCACCGUUGGUGCUUGGGGAGAUGCAAGUGCUCCAAAAGGUGAAGCUUCUUGGGGAAAAGAAGGAGCUUCAACUUCCAAUGUUGAAGAUUUAGGUUCUUGGGGAAAGCAUGGCGGAAGCUCUGAUGGUAAUAACAAAGAUGAUGACUCAACAUGGGGUAAACUAGUUGAAGAAUCGAGCCAGAAGAAAGAAGAAUCUUCUUGGGGAAAGAAAACGGGAUCUGAUUCUGAUUUGGGGAAAGGAAAUGGAGAAUCUACUUGGGGCAACAAAGAUGGAAAUUCCAGCGCAAGUAACAAAGAUGGAGUUUCCUGGGGGAAACAGGAUAAAGGCUCUGACGGGAACCAGGGAGGAUCUUCGUGGGGUAAGAAGGACGAUGGAGGAUCAUCGUGGGGUAAGAAGAACGACAGUAUUAAAGAUGACGGAGGGUCUUCUUGGGGUAAGAAGGAUGAUGGAGGCUCAACGUGGGGUAAGAAGGACGAAGGAGGAUCAUCGUGGGGUAAGAAGAAUGACGGUAUUAAAGAUGACGGAGGGUCUUCUUGGGGUAAGAAGGAUGAUGGAGGCUCAACGUGGGGUAAGAAGAACGACAGUAUUAAAGAUGACGGAGGGUCUUCUUGGGGUAAGAAGGAUGAUGGAGGCUCAACGUGGGGUAAGAAGGACGAAGGAGGAUCAUCGUGGGGUAAGAAGAAUGACGGUAUUAAAGAUGCCGGAGGGUCUUCUUGGGGUAAGAAGGAUGAUGGAGGCUCAACGUGGGGUAAGAAGGACGAUGGGGGAUCUGCAUGGGGUAACAAGGUUGAUGAAGUUAUUAAGGAUGAUGGAGGAUCGGCUUGGGGCCAAAAGGUUGACGCUACGAAGGAUGAUGGAGGGUCAUCUUGGGGUAAAAAGGUUGAUGAUAGUAGUAAGGAUGAUGGAGGAUCCUCUUGGGGCAAAAAAGUUGACGGUAAUAAUGAUGAUGGAGGGUCAUCUUGGGGUAAAAAGGAUGAUGGUGGAUCUUCUUGGGGCAAAAAGGAUGACGGUAAAAAGGUUGACAGUGGAUCUUCUUGGGGUAACAAGGUUGACAGUGGAUCUUCUUGGGGUAACAAGGAUGGUGGAUCUUCUUGGGCUAAAAAGGACGAUGGAGGGUACUCAGAACAAACAUUUGAUAGGGGAGGACGUGGGUUUGGUGGUAGAAGAGGUGGAGGUCGUCGCGGUGGUAGGGAUCAGUUUGGGAGGGGAAGAUCCUUUGGUCACUCGGAGGAUAACGCUCCAUGGAGUAAACCAGGUGGAGGAGGUUCAAGCUGGGGUAAAGAUAGUGAUGCUGGUGGUGGAUCUAGCUGGAGCAAGCAAAAUAAUGCUGGUGGUGGCAGUGGUUCAAGCUGGAAUAAAGCUAAUGAUUCUGGUGGUGGAUCUAGCUGGGGGAAGCAGAAUAAUUCUGGUGGUGGCGGUUCAACCUGGGGUCAAGAGAGUAAUGCUGGUAGUGGAUCCAGCUGGGGAAAGCAAGCCAGUGAUGGGGGAGGCUCUAGCUGGGGGAAGAAAAAUGAUGCUGGUAGUGGUGGUGGCGGUUCAACCUGGGGUCAAGACAAUAAUGCUGGUGGUGGAUCGAGCUGGGGAAAGCAAGGCAGUGACGGCGGAGGCUCUAGCUGGGGGAAGAAAAAUGAAGCUGGUGGUGGCGGUUCUUCAAGCUGGGGUCAAGACACUAGUGCUGGUGGUGGAUCUAGCUGGGGGAAGAAAAGUGAUGCUAGUGGUGGUUCAAGCUGGGGUCAACAGGGUGAUGGUGGUGGUUCUACUUGGGGUAAGCAGAACAACGAUGGUGGUGGGGGAACAAGUUGGUCCAAAGAAGGUGAUGGCGGUUCUAAACCGUGGGGAGAACAGAGUGGUGGUCGUGGGUUCGGUGGAAGAAGAGGAGGGGGAUUCCGAGGAGGUUUCCGCGGAGGUAGAUCAGGUAGAGAUGGAGGACGGUCGUUUGAAUCAUCUGGCUGGAAGAGAGACAAUCAAGAAAACACUACUUGGAAGAGCAACCAGAGUGGUGGUGGUGGUGGAUCAGACUGGAAAAAAUCAUGGGGAGAGGAUUCAAACACUGCAAAGCCAUCUGAUUCAUCAUCAGCUGGUGGAAACUGGGGUGGCUGGGAUACUAAUUCCAAGAAAGAAACCAAUGCUGGUGGUGGCUGGGGUACUGACUCCAAGAAAGAAACCAAUGCUGGUGGUGGCUGGGGUACAGACUCAAAGAAAGAAACCAAUGCUGGUGGUGGCUGGGGUACUGACUCAAAGAAAGAAACCAAUGCUGGUGAUGGUGACAAACCAAGCAAUGAAAACAAAGCAGCAGCUUGGGGAACCGCUAACGUUCAGGAGAAUACAGGAAACAGCAAUGAUGGUUGGAGCAAGAAGUCGAGUGAUGAUGUUAAAACGAGUGGAGAAGCUGAUGAUAAUGCAUGGGGAGGCAAAACAGAUGCAGGAACGUCGUCAUCAAGUGGCUCGGCGUGGGGAACCGGAGCUAAAAAAUCCGGAUGGUAAUAAAAAAAGGACCUGGAAGUGACUUUUGUAAGUAGGUCUCACUAUCUAUCUAUCUUAGUGUAAAGCCCAAGUUUAGUUGAAACGCGCGAAGUAUCUUUCCUUUUUUUAGUCUUUUGUGGGCUUUCUCAUGGUUUGAAAAAACUCUUUCGGUUUGUUUAUGGCCGUGUGACUAAAGGCCAUCAAUAACUGACUUUUGUGGCUCUUUUGACUUUUGCGACGUAUGGAAUUUUCAUUUUCAUCUC
Messenger RNA from Raphanus sativus (radish), 5020 nucleotides. RefSeq names its product protein RNA-directed DNA methylation 3. The coding region runs from base 108 to 4778 and encodes 1556 amino acids. Gene Ontology annotation, molecular function: mRNA binding. NCBI's taxonomy places the organism in Eukaryota, Viridiplantae, Streptophyta, Magnoliopsida, Brassicales, Brassicaceae. Gene Ontology annotation, biological process: regulation of DNA-templated transcription elongation; transcription elongation by RNA polymerase II; regulation of transcription by RNA polymerase II. Gene Ontology annotation, cellular component: DSIF complex. The record is from RefSeq and is a predicted model, not a curated record. The transcript has 16 exons.